Molecule: messenger RNA, 886 nt
Organism: Castor canadensis (American beaver)
Lineage: Eukaryota; Metazoa; Chordata; Mammalia; Rodentia; Castoridae
Source: RefSeq, a predicted model, not a curated record
GGACAGGCUGUAGCUGCUGGACAAACACCUGAUUUCCAUGUCAUUUGCAUGGGCCUGCUGUGAAAGGAACCAAGCAAAGACUUGUCAGAUUCUUCCUCCCUUCUCUUGUUGAGCACUCCAGAGCCAUUGUUCCACUGCUGUUUAAUUGUGUCCUGUCCUCCUCUUGCCAAGGCAAACAGCCCAGUCUCAAGGAGGCAUCCCCAGGUGCCACACUGCCAGCUCAAACAUGAACACAGGCAAAGCUGAUGACAGCCAGGGUUCCCAAGGGACGUGGGUCUCUGCGGGGGCCAGCCUCCAGGAACAGGACCUCUCAUGAUGCUGGUGUCCAGGAGUGAGCACCAUGCCCAUCACCCAGGACAAUGCUGUGCUGCACCUGCCCCUCCUCUACCAAUGGCUGCAGAACAGCCUGCGAGAGGGCGGGGAUGGGCCGGAGCAGCGGCUCUGCCAUGCAGCCAUCCAGAAGCUGCAGGAGUAUAUCCAGCUGAACUUGGCUGUGGAUGAGAGUACAGUCCCACCUGAUCACAGCCCCCCAGAAAUGGAGAUCUGUACUGUGUACCUCACCAAGCAGCUGGGGGACACAGAGACUGUGGGCCUCAGUUUUGGGAACAUCCCUGUUUUCGGGGACUAUGGUGAAAAGCGCAGAGGAGGCAAGAAGAGGAAAACCCAUCAGGGCCCUGUGCUGGACGUGGGCUGCAUCUGGGUGACAGAGCUGAGGAAGAACAGCCCAGCAGGGAAGAGUGGGAAGGUUCGGCUGCGGGAUGAGAUCCUGUCCCUCAAUGGGCAGCUCAUGGUCGGAGUCGAUGUCAGUGGUGCCAGAUUAAUUUCUACCAAAUGGACAGAUAAACUGAAGAAAUUUUUGGAGGAAGAAGAGGUAUAAGCAAACGGU